Diabrotica virgifera virgifera (western corn rootworm) is the source of this 6395-nucleotide messenger RNA. RefSeq names its product glycerol-3-phosphate dehydrogenase, mitochondrial (gene Gpo1). Bases 254 to 2437 code for a protein of 727 amino acids. Gene Ontology annotation, biological process: glycerol-3-phosphate metabolic process. Gene Ontology annotation, molecular function: glycerol-3-phosphate dehydrogenase (quinone) activity; calcium ion binding. Gene Ontology annotation, cellular component: mitochondrion; glycerol-3-phosphate dehydrogenase (FAD) complex. Lineage: Eukaryota; Metazoa; Arthropoda; Insecta; Coleoptera; Chrysomelidae. The record is from RefSeq and is a predicted model, not a curated record. The transcript is spliced from 13 exons.
UGAACAUUUCCUAGCAGUGAUACGAGCACCGAGCCGAAAACGUCGUGCAGUGCGGUGCAGUGCACACGUGAUUUCCCACAUAACGCAUCGCAUAAUAAAGCAGUUCUACAUUCUACUGAAGUGUAUGCAUGUCAUGAACUAAAAGAAAGUGAGUAGUGUUAGUGCCAUUUUGCCCUACUGUGUGCGUUUGAGUGUUUGUCAGUUUUUUAGUUUAGUUAUUUCUCUACGUUGAGGGUAAAAACCAGAACUUCAGAUGGCUUCAAGAUUUAAAAAGAUCGCAGUAAGCGGCAUAACAGGAACUAUAGGAGCUGGAAUUGCCACUUAUUAUCUUCUGCGAGAUGACGGCAAACAACCAUGGCCUACAGCUGUCAGCGCUAAAGAAGCCAGUUUGAAGCCAAAACGUAUACUGCCGACGAGAGCUGAUCAAAUAAAAUCACUGCAAUCCGAAAAAUUUGAUGUCGUUAUUAUUGGUGGUGGAGCCACUGGAGCAGGAUGUGCCCUAGAUGCUGCUACAAGAGGUCUCAAAACUGCUCUAAUUGAAGCAGAUGACUUUGCCAGUGGCACAUCCAGUCGAAGUACAAAACUUAUCCACGGAGGAGUACGAUACCUACAAAAAGCUAUUAUGCAGUUGGACUACGAACAGUACAGAAUGGUACAAGAAGCCUUACACGAAAGAGCCGUCAUGUUGCAUCAAGCUCCUCAUCUUGCCCAUCCUCUGCCUAUUAUGUUACCUGUUUAUAGAUGGUGGCAAGUUCCUUAUUACUGGGCUGGUAUAAAAAUGUAUGAUCUCAUAGCUGGUCGACAAACAGUUAAAUCAUCCUACUUUCUCUCUAAGAAAAAUGCUCUAGAACUGUUUCCGAUGUUGAGAGGUGAUAAAUUGGUUGGUGGAUUAGUGUAUUAUGACGGUCAACAAGACGACGCUAGAAUGAAUUUAGCCGUAGCAGUUACAGCAACAGUUCAUGGCGCUACAAUCGCAAACCAUGUGAGCGCCACAAGUUUAAUCAAAGAAAAGAGAGAUGGCAAAGAUAUCAUUUGUGGUGUUAACGUUAAAGACGAAGUCACUGGAAAAACAUGGAGCAUUCCCGCGAAGUGUGUUAUAAACGCUACCGGUCCAUUCACAGAUUCUAUUAGAAAAAUGGAUAAUCCUAAAGUUAAAGAAAUUUGCGCACCGAGCAGUGGUGUGCACAUCACUUUGCCAGGUUAUUACAGUCCUGAGCAGAUGGGUCUUCUAGAUCCAGAUACAAGUGAUGGUAGAGUCAUCUUCUUCUUGCCAUGGCAGCGACACACCAUUGCUGGCACUACAGAUUUGCCAUGCAAAGUGACGCACAAUCCCAAACCGACUGAAGAUGAGAUCAUGUUCAUUCUGGAAGAAGUCAAGAAUUAUCUUAAUCCAGACGUAGAAGUAAGAAGAGGAGAUGUGCUCUCAGCAUGGAGUGGCAUCAGGCCGCUAGUUUCAGAUCCCAACAAACCAGAUACACAAUCUUUAGCUAGAAACCACAUCGUCCAUGUUAGUGAAUCCGGACUGGUCACAAUUGCCGGAGGAAAAUGGACAACGUAUAGAUCAAUGGCUGUCGAAACUAUUGAUGAAGCUAUCAAAGCUUGCAACUUAACUCCUAAAUACAAGGACAGUCAGACUGAUAUGAUGGUACUCUAUGGCGCCCAUGGCUGGACACCAACCAUGUACAUUCGCUUGGUACAAGAUUUUGGUUUGGAAUGUGAGGUAGCACAACAUUUGUCAAAAUCAUACGGUGACAGAGCCUUUGCCGUAGCUAAAAUGGCUGCAUUAACAGGUAAAAGAUGGCCUAUAAUCGGUAAGAAGCUCCAUCCAGAGUUCCCAUACAUCGAUGCUGAAGUACGAUACGGAGUCAAAGAAUAUGCCGUAACAGCAAUAGACAUGAUCGCCAGAAGACUGAGAUUAGCGUUUUUGAACGUUCAAGCAGCCCAAGAAGCGCUUCCAGAUAUAGUCAACAUCAUGGCUGAAGAACUAGGAUGGUCCGAAGCCGAAAAGCAGAAACAGAUUAAAGAAGCCUCAGAGUUCCUUCAAAACGAAAUGGGCCAAAACGUCAACCGUGCUAGCAGAGACAAGAUUCCUAUUAACUUAAGCAAAGAAGAAAUUCAACUUUAUAUCAAGAGAUUCCAAUACAUCGAUAAAGAUAGAAAGGGAUACGUAUCUAUUAAUGACAUCAGAAGAAGUCUUAAGCAAACUGGCGAGAAAGAGGUAUCCGGCGAAGAACUGCACGAUAUUCUUAAAGAAAUCGAUACGAACAUGAACGGACAAGUCGAACUUGACGAAUACCUACAGAUGAUGUCCGCGAUCAAAUCUGGACACGUUGCUUAUUCAAGAUUCGCGAGAAUGGCCGAAUUAGAAGAAAUCAAGCAAGAAACAGAAUUGCUGAAGAAGAAGGUAUCAGUAGAACGUAGUGGCGGUGGUCUUUAAACGAAAGACAAAAUCAUAAAAUGAUUAAAAAUCAUAUUUACUGAAACGAAAGACAUACUUAUUUGAAAGGCAUACUUUUAAGUAUUCUAUUUUUGCCCUCAUGCGAUGAAUAUUAUAAAAUUUCACCAAAAAGUGUUAUUACAUUGUAUAUUUAAAGUUUUCUAUCAGUUGCAUGGUAUUUUAGAUAUAACAAAGGCUUGUUGCUAAAGAAAAAUAUUCUUACUUCUUGUUUUAUUUCUAUGUGAGACCAUUAUUCUUCAAAAAUCGUUCAAUUAUCCUAAACAUAUCGUAUUAAUAAUGAUAAUAAUAAGGCUCUCCUCCUUCCUCUCAUGUAAUUUGUUUAAUUAUUGCUGUCAAAUUAUUCUCUGCUGUGCGUGUUGUUUUGCUUCAGAGAAUGAAUAACCAGCCAUGUCUUUUAUUUGAUCCGACCAUCAUACUGUAGAUCUUCUGGAUCUUUUUCCCGCUACGUUGGCUUCGACUAUCAUUCGUUUCAUGCCUUUUCUUCUUCCUAUGUCCAAAAUAUCUCAGGCUCACAAAAAUAGAAUACUAAAAUGUUGUGCUUUAAUAUCAUAUGAAAGCAUGGUUGUAGAGUAGUUUUCGGAAAGUUUCAUAUCAUUUCAUUGAUGAUCAUGGGCGCCCAUACCCAUGACUUUCGGGUGCUUUAAACUAGGUAUAUAUUGUCAUCCAAAGAAUACAAAAUUGUGCAACAUCUUCACGUUUCCCCCCACCCCCCCUGAAAAUUUUUAUUUGGGCGCCCAUGUUGAUGAUUCGAUUCUUACUACUUUUGUAUUACACAAAAAAUACUCAGGAAUAUCGCGUCCUUUCCACACAACUUAAACUGUAAUUCAUAACACAGGCCAACACAAAAAGAAUUUUGGUUGAAGACUUUUUAGACUUCAAUAGCUGAUUUUUAUGUGCUGAAACCAAGUCUGUUCUUAGUGUUUUUGUAUCACGCACUGUUUUUGAGAAACCUGCUUUUUGUUAUACUUACAUAUGAAUCGCUUAUUGUAUAAAGGGAAUAACUCCACUUCCGUACGAAAUUAAAGUGAGAUAUACAUUUUGUUAAACCAACAUCGAGGGAUCGAUGAGUAUAUAAUAAAGGAAAUUAGUAUCUCUCACCAUACGCGAAAUAUCGCACGAUAAAAUUUUUGUUGAGCUUAUAAAGGAAACUAGUCCGGGACUGAUUACCUUUAUACAAUAAUUCUUGUGCCACCAUCGUUUGUGUCAUUUUGUUUACAGACUCGUUUAUUUUAUUACUUCGGUUAGCUUACGUUAGUUAGUCUUACGAUGAAUUUUAAGCGAGCACCACACUUUCAGCGAAGUUACUUCGGCAAAGUUUACAGAAGUCCGAAGUGCCCGUCACUACACACUCGUUCUACUUCGCGAGGAACACAUUCACGCCGGGCGAUAAGGACAAGGACUUCGAUUCCUUUGAGUCGAUCGCAAUAUCGCCACCGAAUGGAAGUAGACCGAGGCGCAGCGAAGUCGCACAAGGUUACUGUCUACACUCUCGUACUUGAUGAACUUCGAUCGACUUCGCGAGUAGUAUAGUGAGCGUUUUAGAUCUUGUUUGUAGUAAUAAACCUUUUUUAUAAAUAAAUUAAUAAUUUAACUGUAGAGAAGUAGCACUAUUUCGUCUUUUAUUCAUUAAUUGUAUAAAGGAAUCAAGUCCCAGCCUUUAAAAACGACUCUUUGGCUUUAAUCGUUUUCAAAGCCAAGUUUGCUGUAUCACAUGUCACUCUACUAGUCUCCUUCUACAUUUCAUCUGUAGAACAAAAUUUGAUAGGUCAUCAAGUUUCUAAACUAAAUAGUUUUUUUUUCGUUUUUCUCAAAACUCAGUAUUGUGGACUUAUACCCUUUAUACAAUAAGCGCUUCAUAUGUGUAGUUUAAAAUCACUACACUGUAUAUGGAAAACCCAAUGAAUUGCUAUGUUAAAUCACAAUCAUGAUUUUUAUUUACAGUAGGUUACUUUAAAUAAUGAUACAGUAUAAUAAUCUAGGAUUCUAGGAUUCACUCCUUCUUCAGAUGUAAAUUCACUAAUGGAUGGUAACGAUCAUAUUUUCGAUUAACUCUCUGUUUCUUGCAAUAUUUAUCAGAGAUUGUAUGUCAUUAAUCCCUGUACAUUGCCUUAUGUUUUGGAGCCAGAUUUUUUUGCGUUCCAUUUCUCUCUUGCCUUCAAUUUUACCAUAAGUUAGAGGAACUGGUAUUUUUCAUUUCGCAUGAUGUGACCUAGAUACGCAGCUUUCCUUUUCUUGGUGGUUUCGAAAAGUUGGUGUUAUUGGUUGAUUCUUUUAAAGACAUCUACAUUUGUGACUUUCGCCGUCUAUGGUAUACGGCGAUACAACCACAUUUCGAAAGCUUCUAAUCAGGUCAAUAACUUCCUGAAUUUUACGAAAGCUUGUCGAGCUUGCUUAAUGCGACAUUUUACUUCCAUGUACGAUGCCCAGUAUUCAAAUAGCCACGCACCCCGCUUUUUAAAUUUGCUCAUUCUUUCAAUGGACUUGGUAUUCAGUGCUAUGGUGGAGUUUUCAAGUGCAUCCAAGUAUUCACUAGUCAGAUGGAAUCGGUUUCUUUUUCCUUUGAAGCUUCUUGUGUGACUUUUUCUGCGAUAAGUCGCUUGUAGAGCUUCUUGGUGAAGUGGCUAACAGUAGUCCCCAUCAUGUUGGUAUUCCAGCGACCCUGGUAGCGUUUGCUCCUCACGAACUUCUUCCAAAAUUUCGGGAAAGUAAUCAAGAUGACUGUUCAAGACUAAACUUUUAUGUUCAUCAAACAUCCUGAUUUUUGAAACUUCUUUAAGAUUUUAGCUACAAUAGUACCAUCUUCUGGGUCUUUUAUAUUUACUAAAAAUUUUGUAACAACUUGCUUGAAUGAUACCCAUUCUUCUUUCUCUUUUAUGGUCAUUGUGUGUUUCAGUAGUGUUGUUCUUCUACAUUCAGUAUGUUCUUUUAAAGUUCUGUUUGAACUUGGUACCUAUAUUAAAGCUGUUAAGUCCUUUAAAAAAUCACAAAAUUUAAGUGUAAAUGUGAAAAAAGGUACCUAGGUGAUACAGCUUAAUAAGUGUCAUAUUUGGAUUUAGCACCCUAAAAUAUAUACGAAUAACGUGUUUUAAGUAAAAAGUUUUUCAUCGUUGGCCUGUGUAAUUUAUUUACUGUUCAGUGCAUUGAAAAUUAAGUUUUCUCGUUUAAUAAAAUAUUUAACUGUAACUUUGCACAUAUUCAAACUUUAUUGUAAAAAUUUGAAUGACUUGCUACCCAUUUACAGGGAUAUUAUGAAACAUAAAAUAUGGGAGCUGUUUCUUUUAAAAUGUCCUUUCAGUCGGCUCUGUGACUCAUUGAAAUGGCAGACACACGUCGAAUGUAGUCACUAGUCACUUUGAACUGGAAGUCACUACUGAAAUCGAGUCAGCCAAUGGACGGGAAGUACGGUGAACGAUGUGAUCUCACAGCUCAGUGGUCGCUCAUUCAUUAAUUUGUAUUGCAAAUCGUUAACUCUUUCGGUGCCGAUCAGGCGCCAGCGCGUUAUAUGUUUACUUGAGUCAGGUGCCGUUUACGCGCCAUCGAGUCAUGUGAAUACGUCAGUCAGGUGCCGUUCAACAAAAUGGUUCCUACUUGAGUUCCAUCUAUAGAUGCUAGAAACUCGGAUAUAAUACACCAAAGUAUAGACAUCGAUACUUUGUUCUUAAUAUCUUAAUAGACACGUAAUAUAAUAUACUUUACCUACGCGAUAAAAUGUAGAUAUUUGGGUAUGUAGGUACCGAUUAUCAUUCUCUAUUUUGCGUACCGUUUAGAUCUAAAAUGCCCAAAAGAAAUGUUUCUUUAGUAAAUUAAAAACUAGAUUAUCAAAUGCACUGGACAUAAAUUAUCAUCUAAGUAUUUAUUUCGAAAUAUUAUUUAUUGUAUAUACAACUAGAGUAAUUUUUGUUGAUUAUUUGUUUUAAAUAAAACUAUCUAAAUCGAA